Messenger RNA from Aspergillus ruber CBS 135680, 662 nucleotides. RefSeq lists its product as uncharacterized. The transcript is spliced from 2 exons. Lineage: Eukaryota; Fungi; Ascomycota; Eurotiomycetes; Eurotiales; Aspergillaceae. Bases 104 to 502 code for a protein of 132 amino acids. The record is from RefSeq and is a predicted model, not a curated record.
CCAUAGCUCUUCCACUCUGUGUGGAAUUAGCCCUGCCAACUAGAUCCACUGGUCAACGCUCCGAUCGAAUAUCAUUUCCCCAUAACGCAUCUAGCAUUUUGACAUGGAAGCUCCAGAACCAUCAGAAUUCCCCGACUCCGUGACUGUGGCAGUGCCUGAAAAAACCUACUACCAUUACCACAUACCCUUUGGAACGGAUUCUUGGAUGGCCAUGUACAUCUUCUUCGGUCUGACGGCCACCAUUGCCUGGUUCCAAUAUGAUUACAACAGUAAAGCCUUCUGGUUUCUCUUCCAAUCGUGUCAGUUUCUCAAAAUCCUUUUCGACCCGGAUGUAUGUUCUCUCAGCAAAAAGAAGAAGCUCCCCAAUGGCUCGGAGGUCAAGGUCAACAAACCUCUGAUUGGGUUCAGAACGUGCGAGAAACAGAUGACGGAGUUUCCGGGUGCAUCUGGUGGGGCUUUGCCCAAUAAGUGGAAGUACGAACGGGCGUAUUUGAGGAUUUGACGUGGAUGGGAAUUCUGCCGUGGCUGAGCAGGGGGUUUCCCUUGUUGGAAGGAUUAUCCUGCUUUGACGUAUCAUUCGCUGCCCUACAUGGCCGAGUAUUGUUCAACCAGAUGGUACUGUGUAUGAUUAAUAACUGCUAACGUGAACACGAUGUUUAAUG